AUGGGACCAAACUAUGCCGAUUUUCUCGAGUACAUCAAUUCGACCCCGGUGCCCCGGGACGAGAUCGAGCACUUCCGCGCGACAUGGGCCAGAAAAUACGUCGACGACCCAGCGUACAGGCCCAUCGUGUCCUUCUCGCGCAUCCCAAAGUCCGAUGGCGUCGACACGUUCUUCGCAAAGACCAUCCGAUCCCCCGGCACCAUCCCCAACGCGCUCACGUUGAUCCGGAAGGAUUUUGUCACUCCGCCAGAAGAACCGUCGCCGUCGCAGUCGCUGUGGCAGCCGAAAUCCCAAGGACGACGGGGAGAUGAUGGUGAUGAUGGCAGGAAGAACUUCAAAGGACCGCCGGAUUUUAUCUGGCUGCUUGAUCUGCGCUCCGACUUGAAUGGCUUCAAGGACACGACGCACGGCGGCGUGCUCUGCGCGCUCAUGGACGAGGCCCUGAGCAUCUGCGUCGAGAUCCACCGCCAGCAGACCAUGGGGAGGCGCUCCAACUUGUACACCGCCUAUCUCACGACGCACUACCGCGCGCCCGUGAUGAAUCCCUCCACUGUGGUGGUGAAGUCCAGGCUCGAGAGGAGGCAGGGCCGGAAGUGGUUCUUGGUCGGGUCGCUCGAGGACGAGCAGGGGCGGGUCUUGACCGAAGCGAAUGGCCUGUGGGUCGCGGCGAGGGAGAAGUUGUGA
Messenger RNA from Fonsecaea multimorphosa CBS 102226, 684 nucleotides. RefSeq lists its product as uncharacterized. The record is from RefSeq and is a predicted model, not a curated record. The transcript has a single exon. Bases 1 to 684 code for a protein of 227 amino acids. NCBI's taxonomy places the organism in Eukaryota, Fungi, Ascomycota, Eurotiomycetes, Chaetothyriales, Herpotrichiellaceae.